Messenger RNA from Paramecium sonneborni, 3354 nucleotides. Lineage: Eukaryota; Ciliophora; Oligohymenophorea; Peniculida; Parameciidae. The record is from the annotation of a GenBank genome assembly.
GACGAAUCUUUUUAGUUAAAGAUCAAAAUUUAAAUAUAAAAGAAACAGAAUGUCUGGACAACCUCAUUUCAAGUAAAGAAGCAUUCUAAUAUAUAGUUUUCUAAAUAUGUCAAAUUUUGGGAUGUUAAAUCCCCCAAACACUUAAAUAGCUUAGGUAUAUGAGAAGCCAAUUAGAGAUGCUGUGGAUAGUGUGCAUUUAUAAAAAUUAGGAAAAAAACAACUAUAAUAAAUUGCAAAAGAACUGAAUAUACCUGAUAAAAAAAAAAAAGAAGAAAUUAUAGCCUAGAUUCCUAAAUAGCUUCUAUAGAUUUUGAUAUAAGCUGAUCCAUCCAGACCUGUAGACUAAAUUAUUCAACACUAACCAAACCUAUUAAACAACGAGACUAUAAUGUCUAUAUUAAAAAAGUUUUAAGAAAAAAUAAUCAAUAAAACAUCAUAAUACUAACAAUAACCUCAAAUGCGAGGAGCAGUUAAUAUCCCAUAAAUUGUACCUAAUAUGUCUAACCCUUAUCUCAAUUAUGUAUAAAAUUUGAUUUAUUAUAAGAUGGUCCUCCCAUAAUCAUAACAAGCUCAAUAAUAAUUAUUAGCAUAAUAUCCUCCAAUUAUGAAUAUGAAUCUUUAUCAAUAGUAAAUCAGGUAAAAUCCCUAGCAGUAAUUUUACUAUCAAUAUAAUAGUAUGUAUUAUGUAAUAUUUAGAUCAAUGGAAUGACCCACUUGUUGUUCCUUAAAAUGAAAUGUAACAACUGCUAAUGUGUCCAUGUAAGUAAGAAAAUUCUUAAUAUUCAAAGAAUCAUUCCCGCCAAAAGACUAACAAAUGAGGAAGUUAAAUGCAUUAAUUGCGAUAAUAAACUACAUAUUUCCUGUUUAAAAUUACAACCCUAAGACAUAAAGAUGUUUGAGUGUCCAGUUUGUAUAUUAAGUAAAAUAGAUCCACUCAAUUAAAUAAUCAAAGUUUUAACCAAACCAAUUUUGAUGAAUACUUAGUCAAUCACUCAUAAUUUUUUUCUUACAAAUGAAGAAUAUCAGUAUAAUAAAUAUGUUUACAAUUAGUCAAUUAUAAGAUCGAUCAUUUUAACACUAAGUUGAAUUAAGAUCAAUUAGAUUGGAUGCUAAAUACAUGAAUGAGAUUACCUGGCCUGAUUUUUGUGAAAUAUAAAUGAAUCAAUAGCGUUUGAUUGAAUUUAAACCACUUAAAUCUAAUAGCAGUCUUAAAAAAAGAAAAGAUGAAAUUUAUAUAAUUCCUUUACAGCAUACCAAUUUAACCUUAUCCCUUAAAUCAGGCUAUAAUUAAAUUGUAAUUAAGGAAGGUCUAAAUUAUUAGGAACCCAAGUCUUAAUUUAAAUUAUGCGAAGAGUAUUACUUUGUACUUAUUUUUAGUGGAGUUUAUGCAUAGGCUAUUUAUCUUACGAAGAAACGACCUCAUUAAGAAUUGAUUAAUCAAAUCAAAUAGAAUAAAGAAUCUAUUAAAACUAAAGAAGAGUGUAUUCAACUUAUUUAAAAAGCAUGUGUCUCUGAAAAAACUGACAAUGAUGUAUAGAUAGAUAAAAUAACUAUUAAAGCAUCACUUAAAUGUUAAUUCGAUUAUCAAAUGAUUUAAGUAAAUUAUUAUUUAUUUAUUAUUAGACACCUGCUAGAGGAAGGUUUUGCAAUCAUGUAUAAUGUUUCUCUCUAGAAAACACUAUUACUAUUAAUGCAGGAACUUCAAGAAAAUGGAAAUGUCCUGUUUGCAAAAAAAAGAUUUUUGAUAUUAUUAUAGAUCAAUACUAAUUGCAAUUACUUGAAUAAUAUAGAAAUAAUAAAGAAAAUAUUAAGGAAGUAGUCUUUGAUUAAAAUGUAAUUACUAUUUAUUUUUAUUCUUAGGGAUAAAUUGUGUAAGAAAUCAAAGAAGAAUUAGAAGAAUCUGAAGAAGAAUAAAUUAGUAUUAAUAAAUAAAAUCUAUCAGAAGAAUAACAAAAAUUAACACUUUCAUAAUCAUUACCUGAUUCUUCACUUCUCUCUAGAUAUAUUUUACUUAAUCCUGCAGCUACUAUUAUGUAAUUGUAAUUAUAUUAAAAAUAAUUUGGACAAAUUACUGCUUUGCAAUAAUAACAACAACAAAUCUAAUAAUAGUAGUAGUCAUAAAAAGAUAAAAAUGAAAACAUCAUUUCUACUUAAAAUAAAGCUUAGUUAAAAUAAUUAGUUGAAUCUAAUUUGUCUAACAUUGAAGGAAAAUUAAAUUCUUUAUAAUCAUAAUUAUCUUCUUAGACAAUCACUAAACCUAAAUUCAUCAAAUUCAAAAAAUUUGAAACUUGGGUAGAAGAAUUUUCAUAAUAAGAACUUGCUUAAAAGAAUUUAGAAAAAUAGAUAAAUGAAUAAUAAUUAAAUGAAGAAUAAUCAAAUUUAGAAUUAAAAUAAUCAUUGUAAUAAUAAGAUUAACAAUAAUAAUAAUAAUAGUAGUAGUAGUAGGAAUAAUAAUAAUAGUAGUAGGAAUAAUAAUAGUAAUAAUAAUAAUAAUAAUUAUAGUAAUAGUAAUAAUAAUAAUAAUUAUAGUAAUAGUAAUAAUAAUAAUAAUAAUUAUAGUAAUAGUAAUAAUAAUAAUAAUAGUAAUAGUAAUAAUAAUAAUAAUAAUAAUAAUAAUAAUAAUAAUAAUAGUAAUAAUAAUAAUAAUAAUAAUAAUAAUAAAAUUAAAGUAUAGAAAAUGAUAAACCAAUAUAAAAGUCUAAUAGAUUAAAAGAAAGGAUGGUUAGAAUUAUUAAAAAAUAAUUUUCAGAAUUUAUUAGAAAGAAUUUUGCUAAUAAUAAUAUGAAUGUUACUACUGAAAAUAAUAUUAAAAAUCCUUAAUAAACAUAAUAAUAGUAAUAAUAAUAAUAAUAAAGUGCUACAAAGAAAUAUGUCUAUAAAUUCUCUGAAGACAAACCUAAAAUUAAUACUUGUACUCAAUUCACUAAAAUGUUGGCUGAUCAAAUUAUAAUGUAAAAUCCUGGAUAGAUUGAAAAGCAAAAUGAAGAUUUAAAAACUUUAGGAGAAGAGUAAUUAAAAUAAUUCUAAUUUUGUCUUCCUUAAGGAUUUUCUGCUUCAUAAAGUGUAUUUCAAUAAUCAUUAAUCAAUUAAAAAUAAUAAGAAUCUAGCGCUUUAAUUUAAAAAGCAUUAAGUAAUUAAAAUCCCCCAAUAGGAAUAUAAUAAUAGUAAUAAUAGUAACAAUAGACAUAAUAAUAAUUAUUAUUAUAAUAAUAGCCACAAUAAUAAUAGUAAACAUAAGUUCCUUAAACUAAAAUGAAAGAAAAACCUUUACAAAAAUUAAAAUCUCCUCAACCCAACAGUAAUAAUGAGGAUAAAAAUGGAAAAGAUAUGGAAAAUCCAAUUUGUAUAGAUUGA